Artibeus jamaicensis (Jamaican fruit-eating bat) is the source of this 1525-nucleotide messenger RNA. RefSeq names its product alkB homolog 3, alpha-ketoglutarate dependent dioxygenase (gene ALKBH3). Gene Ontology annotation, cellular component: nucleus. Bases 321 to 1181 code for a protein of 286 amino acids. The record is from RefSeq and is a predicted model, not a curated record. NCBI's taxonomy places the organism in Eukaryota, Metazoa, Chordata, Mammalia, Chiroptera, Phyllostomidae. Gene Ontology annotation, molecular function: dioxygenase activity. The transcript is spliced from 11 exons. Gene Ontology annotation, biological process: DNA alkylation repair; DNA repair.
CUCCCCGGGCCGCUGGUAGCGGAGCAAGUCCUGGGUUGGAGUUUGCUCACCAGGGUCUACGUUUGUGAACCGGCGCGCCCUGCUCCGCGGGCAGUGCUUGCUGCACCUGUGUCCAUCCCGCGUCAGAUCUUCUGAGACAGGCCACGGAUGUUGUUAACAAGCUGCCAGGGAAGUCUGAUGCAGCCAGUGAUAAUGGGAUAUGGAAAUCUUCUUGGAAACUGAGUCUUAGCCUAUUUCUCACUUUCCGUGUAACCAUUGUGUGGUUCAUGUGAGGAGUGAAAUCUUCUGAAAGCUGAGAACCAGAAGCCCUCCUGGUCAACAUGGAGGACAAAAGACGGCGAGUCCGGGUGCAGGGAGCCUGGGCCAGCUCUGCUAAGAGCCAGGCCAUUGCUCAGCCAGCGACCACUGCCGAGAGCCGUCUCCACCAGAGGCCUGGGCAGACCUGGAUAAACGAGGAGCAUCACCUGUCAGACAAGCAGUUCGUGUUCAGAGAACCCCAGCAGGUGGUGCGCAGAGCCCCGGAGCUGCGCGUGAUCGACAGAGAGGGUGUAUAUGAAAUCAGCCUGUCACCCACAGGCGUAUCUAGGGUACGUUUGUAUCCUGGCUUUGUUGACUUAAAAGAAGCCGACUGGGUAUUGGAACAGCUUUGUCAAGAUGUUCCUUGGAAACAGAGGACCGGCAUCCGAGAGAAUGUAACUUACCAGCAGCCAAGACUCACAGCAUGGUAUGGCGAGCUUCCCUACACUUACUCCAGAGUCACUAUGGAGCCCAAUCCGCACUGGCAUCCUGUGCUGCGCACCCUGAAGAGCCGAAUUGAAGACAACACCGGCCACACCUUCAACUCCCUGCUCUGCAAUCUCUACCGGAACGAGAAGGACAGUGUGGACUGGCACAGCGACGACGAGCCCUCGCUGGGGAGGUGCCCCGUCAUUGCUUCGCUCAGUUUUGGUGCCACACGCACUUUCGAGAUGAGAAAGAAGCCCCCGCCAGAAGAGAAUGGGGACUACACAUAUGUGGAGCGAGUGAAGAUACCCUUGGAUCAUGGGACCCUGUUAAUCAUGGAAGGAGCUACGCAAGCUGACUGGCAGCAUCGGGUGCCCAAAGAGUACCACUCCAGAGAGCCGAGGAUAAACCUGACCUUCCGGACAGUCUACGCAGACCCUGGGGGGGCGCGCUGGUGAUGUGAAGCCUUUGAGAGAGAAGCCGUGCUGAGACCGAGCAGGCCGUGCACCGUGGGGAAACUUCGAGAGGCCGGUCCAGCUGCUCCCCCAGCCUGCUGUUUGGAAGACGAGGGCGGAAUUGACUCCCCACAUUAGGGCCCUGUUCAGUGCCAGCCAGCAGCUCAUGUUCAUAAUGUGUUUACUGCGGAGACAGUAAUCCCUCAUCACAUCUUGGAAUCACAUAUUUUGUUUAGGAAAAUUGCUGUGGCUGCGCUCACAGAUGACUCUGUCCAUAAGCAGUUUUUCCCCUGCUGUCCCCUGCUUUGUUUGAAGAAAAAAUGAAUUGCCUUUGCCCCUGGUAGAAA